GGUCGAAGAAGAGGUUUCAAACGCUGAAAAUGAAUUGGAGGCCAUCAACCGCGAGGUCUCCGUGGAUGCACCACUAGAGCAAAUUGAGAGAGCUGAGCGACAAUUGACGCGGUUAGAAAGCUCUAUGCCAGCAAAAGUGAUAGGUGCCUUACGUUGUGGGGACUCUGAAACUCCUAGCCUCCAUCAUGCAGUGCCCCGACAACGCGAAAAUCCGCAUCGAAGGUGCCAUCAAUCGUCAUUAUAUACACUAUUCUUCCCAAUAUUAUGUACAUGCUACUAA
Molecule: messenger RNA, 280 nt
Organism: Protopolystoma xenopodis
Lineage: Eukaryota; Metazoa; Platyhelminthes; Monogenea; Polystomatidea; Polystomatidae
Source: the annotation of a GenBank genome assembly